This is a messenger RNA of Pediculus humanus corporis (human body louse), 180 nucleotides long. RefSeq lists its product as uncharacterized. The coding region runs from base 1 to 180 and encodes 59 amino acids. The transcript is spliced from 2 exons. Lineage: Eukaryota; Metazoa; Arthropoda; Insecta; Psocodea; Pediculidae. The record is from RefSeq and is a predicted model, not a curated record.
AUGACGCCGGGUACGGGUAAAAGAGGGAAAGCGGCGAGAACGGCCGUUACGAUGUUUUUAAAAGAUAAAAAUUGCACUCAGAGGGAAAAAGAUCUUCUCAAGAGCGUGAAAGAUGAAAAUUUAGCAAGGAAUCUUCCUGGAAAAGUAAAAAUAUCAGCGCCUCAUUUGCAUAAGAAAUAA